UAGAAAUUUGGUUCAAGAGAGAGAAGCCAAUUUGCUUAAUCAUUAUCACCUUCUCUUCUUCUUCUUCUUCUUCUUCUUCUCUGAUAUAAGCAUUGCUGUUUUCUUAAUUAGCACCCAUCUCAGCAGAAAUGGGAAAGGUUGGUACGAGGUUGCCAAGUUUCUGUCUGAACAGGAUCAGGCCUCAUGUUAGAGUCCGUUCGCCACCUUUGCAAUCCAAGCUUAAUGUGAAUAUUUCUACUGCUAAAGAUGAUCAGAAGGUUACUACUGAGAAUCCUGCAGGAGAAGAGAAGUCCUGUGAGGGGGCAGUGAAACCGUUGAUUGGUAGGAAAAUCAUGAUAGUGGUUGAUUCAAGCUUGGAAGCUAAAGGAGCUCUGCAAUGGGCACUCUCUCACACUGUUCAAAGCCAGGAUCUUCUCAUUCUUCUUCAUGUAGCCAAGCCAUCUAAUAAACAAGCUACAACCGAUGAGUCCAUCAAGGAAAAAGCUCCAAGGGCUUAUGAACUUGUUAACUCCUUGAAGAAUAUAUGCCAAAUGAAGAGACCUGAGAUACAAACAGAGAUAGCAGUGGUGGAGGGGAAGGAGAAAGGGCCAUUAAUAGUGGAGGAGGCAAAAAAGCAAGGGGUGGCACUUCUAGUUCUAGGGCAGAAGAAGAAAUCAAUGACAUGGAGGCUGAUAAUGAUGUGGGCAAGCAAUAGAGUCACAGGUGGUGUUGUGGAAUAUUGCAUCCAAAAUGCUAAUUGCAUGGCCAUUGCAGUCAGGAGGAAAAGCAAAAAACAUGGAGGUUAUUUGAUCACCACUAAGCGUCAUAAAGAUUUCUGGCUCUUAGCUUAAACACCCAUUUAUUAAUUUAUUAAAAUUUUAUUUAUUUUCAUGGCUUGGAAAUCCUGUUGUUUGCUUUUUUUGUUUUUUAAUUGGUUAGAUUGCUUUUGUAAAUGAUAAAAGUGUAGUGAGAAAUGAAAAGGGAAUUGGGUUGUGAAUGAAAAAGGUAGUGUGUCAUUAUUUAGAGCAUUUGGUACUGUGGUUAAGGAAGAGACAAUAGGACCCAUUUCACCCCUUUACUGUCUCUUCCGUGUGCUGUAUGUCUAAUGUACUAUGUAAUUUUUCUGACUCAAAAAUUAUAUAAUUUGACGAUAUGAGAUUUAGAAAGAAAA
Messenger RNA from Manihot esculenta (cassava), 1150 nucleotides. Its product is annotated as universal stress protein PHOS32. The coding region runs from base 129 to 830 and encodes 233 amino acids. The transcript has 3 exons. The record is from RefSeq and is a predicted model, not a curated record. NCBI's taxonomy places the organism in Eukaryota, Viridiplantae, Streptophyta, Magnoliopsida, Malpighiales, Euphorbiaceae.